Molecule: messenger RNA, 1776 nt
Organism: Thyridium curvatum
Lineage: Eukaryota; Fungi; Ascomycota; Sordariomycetes; Thyridiales; Thyridiaceae
Exons: 3
Coding region: 1-1776 (591 amino acids)
Source: RefSeq, a predicted model, not a curated record
AUGAGGCACGCACCCGCCCUUGCCCUGCUUCUGGAGGCAGCUUGCUUCUUCUCUGGCGCGCAGUCAGAGUCUUCUCCACGUGUCCUCGACAAGAAGCAGGAUGUUACCUACGAGGGGCUUGACCGCGCGGGCGUUGAGGUUUUCCUGAACAUCCCGUAUGGGCAGGACACUGGUGGCGCGAACCGCUUCAAGCCGCCGAGACUGCAUGUGCCCGAGCAUGGGACCGUUAUCAAGGCGCGGUCCUACGGCCCCGCAUGCCCGCAGCAGACGGGCGUCUGGUCUGGGCCGCUGUCCUUGUCGCCCGUGAACGACAUCUCGGAGGACUGUCUCAACUUGAACAUUGCACGGCCCAAGGGCACGCUGCCUGACAGUCACCUGCCUGUCAUUGUCUGGAUUCACGGCGGGAGCUUCUGGACGGGGAUGAACGCCGAGAUCACGACCAGGCCCGACGGGAUGAUCCUGCAGUCGGUUGAAAAUGGAACGCCGAUCAUUCACGUUGCGAUGAACUAUCGCCUGGGAUUCUUUGGCUUUGCGCAGUCUGACGCACUCGAGUCCGAGGGCUCGGAGAACGCUGGCCUGCGGGAUCAGCGCUUGGCGAUCGAAUGGGUGCGUGACAACAUUGCCAAUUUUGGCGGCGACCCUGAAAGGAUUACCAUCUUUGGGCAGUCUUCGGGUGGCCUUGCGGUUGGCGCCCAGAUCCUUGCCUAUGGCGGCAGCAAGCCGGUGCCAUUCCAGCAGGGGAUCUGCGAGAGCCAGGCGCUGGAGCCGGGCAUCACGGGCAACUUUACGAUCGACGCCAUGCAGGCGCUGGUGGACUACGUCGGGUGCAACUCGAGCAGCCUGCACUCGGCCGAGACGGUCGCCUGCCUCCGGGGCUUCGACAUGGCCUCGCUGCUGAACGCCUCGCUGGCGACCUACGUCGGCGACAUCGCCCACAACAUCGGCGACGUCUGGCUGCCCGCCGUCGACGGCGACUUCCUGCCCGCCGCGCCGUCGGCGCUCGUCCGCGAGCGCCGCUUCGCCAACGUGACGGCCAUGAUCGGCUGGUGCGACAACGACGUCGUCUACUACACCGACUUCGCCAUCAAGACGGCGCAGGACACGCGGGCCUUUGUCGCCAGCUACGUGCCGGGGCUCACCCCGCGGCACGUCGACGAGCUGCUGGCGCUCUACCCCGUGGGCGACUUCGCGGCCGACGAGGCGGCGGGCCUGUCGGCCGAGUUCUACCGCGCCGCGCGCGUCUUCCGCGACAUCAUCAUGACGUGCCAGCCCAUGUGGCUCGGCGAGAACAUGGCGGCCGCCGGCAGCGACGUCUUCCUGUACGACUGGAACCAGACGAUCCUGGACCUGCCCAUCGCCGCCGUCUCGAACCGCACGGGCCUCGGCCCCGUGCACACGUCCGAGUUCGCCUACGUGUUCGGCAACCUGUCGCACUACGACACCAACGGGUACCCCUUCGCGCCGACGCCGGCCGACUACGCGCUCGAGAGGCGCGGCGCGCGGUCGUGGGCGACCUUCGCGGCGACGGGCAGGCCGUCGCUCGAGGGCCACGACACGUUCCGCGGGUUCGGGCCCGCCUUCCCCCCGGCGGCGAAGACGACGACGACGACGACGACGUGCCGCAAGGACGCGUUCGUCUUCGUCGUGGGCGGGCCGCACGAGGGGCUGGCCGCGCUGGACGGGCCCAAGUCGACGCCCGCGAUCAGGGCGCAGAAGCUCCGGGAGCGGUGUGCCUUUAUCAAUUCGCCCGAGAUCAUUGCUGAGCUGCAGUACUGA